AGUAAAGCCUUUGCGCGCCUUCUUGGAAACGCGCCGUCAUGGAAACACUCCUGCAGCACCUGGAACGUUUCUCUGAGGUUCUGGCUGUCUCCCGCACUAGCCAUGUCGGCACCUGGGAUCCCGCCACUGUACGCAGGGCCUUGCAGUGGGCUCGGUACCUGCGCCAUAUCCACAGGCGCUUUGACAGCCAUGUGCGCAUUCGCACAACUUUGGAGCGGCGGCUGCAAAACCAGUGGAGGCAGGUGGGCGGCUCCGGCCCCGCUUCAGUCCCCGGGUUGACGAACUUCCAGGCGUUGGGGAGCUGUGACCUCCUGCUGUCUCUGCGCCUGCUGGAGAACCGGGCUCUCGGGGGUGCUGCCUGUCGUUACCUGCUGCAGCAACUCUUUCCGGGCCCUGGCGUCCCGGACGGCGACGAGGAGACGCUCCAAGGCCGCCUGGCCCUCCUUGCCCGCCGCCGGUCAGCUGUCCAUAUGCUGAGUAUCAGCUGCCGAGAGAACCCGGUCCUUCUGGAGGACUCAGUGAUGAAGACUCAGGCGGAGCUGCUGCUGGAGCGUCUGCAGGAGGUGGGGAAGGCCGAAGCGGAGGGCCCCAGCCGGUUUCUCAGCAGCCUGUGGGAGCGCUUGCCUCGGGGCAACUUCCUGAACGUAAUAGCGGCCGCGCUGCGGCUAACGCCGUCGUCUUCCCCACCCCAGGAAGAGGAGUCGGAACUGGGUGCCCCCAAAGCACCCAGAGAAGGGAGUCAAGAGUUGGUCCGUUGGCUGCUGGGGAAGCCAGAUAUCCUGGCUACCUUUUGCCGCAACCUUCCAGCCGGGCUUUUAACUUCAGUCGUAGGCCGCCAUCCAGAGCUGUCCCGGGUCUACUUGAGUCUGCUGAAAACCUGGGGUCGACAUCUGCAUUACGACCUUCAGGAAGGCGUUUGGGUUAGAGCUGAGCCCCAGGAUGUGUCCUGGGAGGAAUUGUACGGCAGGUUUCAAAGCCUCUGUCAGGCCCCUCCACCUCUGAAAGAUGAAGUUCUAACUGCCCUCGAGUCCUGUAAGGCUCAGGAUGGCGAUUUCCAAGUCCCUGGUCUUAGCAUCUGGACAGACCUGUUGUUAGCUCUUGGGACUGGCUCAUAAUUCCAUCUGAGAAAACAGCCCAGGCGCCAGUGGGCCACGCUCUGUUACUGAUUACUUGAGUAUAUGGAUUACAAAAUUAAAAUUACAUUGUUUCCACCAAAUCUCCUAUACUUUCAUGUGCCCAGAAUAUUCUUUUAUGUGCUAAUUUAUAGUAGGUGUAAUUAUAAUCUACAAUUAUAAAUAUGUAACUGGCUUUUCUGGGUAGAGGAGGUGACACUGGAAAUAUCCUGUUUAAAGCCCUAGAAUUAACAGUAGUUUGCUUUUUAGAACGUCCAUUUCUAAGAAGAAUGAAAAGAUAAGUACUUUUCAAAGAAAAGACAGUUUUAAAGUGACACCUUUUUUCUAAAUGUAUGGUUUACUUUUGUAGGGUCCCCCUCAUCCCCUCAGUAGUGAAGAGUUUUCUUUAACCAACAUAUGUUGGCAGAAAUGGUUAGAAAGCUAAGUGGCCUAUUUGGAGUUUGACUCCUGGGCCUUGACCUUGUUAAACUAAAGUUAAAACCAAUGAACAAGCCUCAACAUGUAUUAAAAUUAUGUUUUUCAGAAAGUUUGUUUCUCAUUUCUGUAAAUUACUACUCUGAAAUUGAAAGACCAAAAAAUUAUUUUCUUAAGGACAAGAAAAAAACUGUUACAGUAAACACAAAUAUAUGCCUUUGGAUAUUAAUUUAGCAUUUGAUGGUAGAAGAAUCAAAACAAAUUUAUGAAUUUGAAGACAGAUUUUAGUGCUGCUUCUGCCAUUGACCUGCUUAAUAAAUUGCCAUCUUGGUGUUACAGUUGCCUCAUGUUAAAUGAAGUGUUUAGACUAAAAUAGUUCCCUUGUUUUUCCCUUGAUGGCUAUCCUCUGGGGACAGUUUAGAAUGUUUCUUUAUAGUGUAGGUAAGAACAUUAAUUUUGUGAGUUGACCCAGAUGCUCCACAACUGGCAGAGUGAUUUCCAAUCACCAAACUUAAAAAUGAUCUAUUCAUUCGUAUUGAUUAAAGGGAACUUUUUAUCCAUUAAAGAUAUUUUUGUCCAUGUCCAAGUUGGUACCAAGUUCUUUGGAAAACAUUGAUAUUCAGAAAGUUAAUUCUUCAUUUCAGAAAUGGAAUUAGAGCAAAAGAAGUUGUAUAAUAUUGUAGAAUUUUUAAUUCUCUAAUAGCACAUAGAGUAAACUUCCACUAGCGAGUACGCUUUUCCAGGUGAUCCUGGGUUAACACAAGCAGGCUCUUAUUUCCUGUUGUCUAAUUCCUUACUCUAGCUCUCAUCUGUCUCAUCUGUGGAGCAUCUUCUAGAUUGCAUUUACCUUGCAUUCAAGAAGAAAGGCAAUUCCUUCUGUCAGUUACAUAGAAAUCUGAUUUCAGGAAACAACCCAGUAAAGAGUUCUACCCUCUCAAGUCCUAAUAUUGACCAUAAUCCUGAACUUGCAAAGAAUGAUAGUUUGUAAACUUGCUUCCCUGUUUCUGUGGCUACAUUGCACAGUCAUAUAAGAUAAAAUGAUAAAAAUUGGUACAAACUUUUAAGUAAAGAAAAAAUUUUAAUCCAUUUUUAUUCUUGCCAUAUCUUAGUUUAGGCUCCAAGCUAUGUUCAUUGCAUAGAUAAUCUUAUUUAAUUUU
Manis pentadactyla (Chinese pangolin) is the source of this 2704-nucleotide messenger RNA. RefSeq names its product FA complementation group F (gene FANCF). Gene Ontology annotation, cellular component: Fanconi anaemia nuclear complex. The transcript has a single exon. Gene Ontology annotation, biological process: interstrand cross-link repair. The record is from RefSeq and is a predicted model, not a curated record. The coding region runs from base 39 to 1115 and encodes 358 amino acids. Lineage: Eukaryota; Metazoa; Chordata; Mammalia; Pholidota; Manidae.